Messenger RNA from Wallemia ichthyophaga EXF-994, 483 nucleotides. RefSeq lists its product as uncharacterized. Lineage: Eukaryota; Fungi; Basidiomycota; Wallemiomycetes; Wallemiales; Wallemiaceae. Bases 1 to 483 code for a protein of 160 amino acids. The transcript has a single exon. The record is from RefSeq and is a predicted model, not a curated record.
AUGAAAUUCGAACGCGAGGAGAAAGUCAUUAGAGACGAGCACAAAGAUAGUAGGGUACAGAAAGAGCUUGAGAAAGAGGAAACUGAGAAGGAAGACAAUGAGAUAAGAGCGAACAUGUUCAAUUCCCACCCACGUUGGGCGAAGCUCUACAUUUUUGUCUUAGCCUGCCAAAUUCUUCUUUCUGUUGGCUCAAUAUUGGCUAUUCUGGUGUUUUGCUUUACGCUCCGCCAUAUUACCGAAAAAAACUUAACGCUCGGCCAUGUCAAGGAGAUUAUGUGUGCUUUUAUGACUAUCAAGGUUUUAGAGGCUUUCUACGAUUUCUUCAGCUAUUCUGAAAAGUCGAUUAUCUCCAUCCUUCGUCAGAAGCGAAUUUACGGGGCGAGUCUGUACGAUUUAGAAAAUAAUGCUGUGGAAGAGAAGAUAGCCUCAAUGCAGGAAAAAGUUGUGCGCAAGAAAAGCGAAUUGGUAGCGGAACAGUGCUAA